AUGACUCAAGAUCAAGAAGAAUCAUUCCCAGCUACCCACAAUGAAUUCAGAAGUGAUACAUUCACAGUCCCCACCCAAGCCAUGAUUCAAGAAGGGUUCAGUGAAGCUACCUUUGGUGACUCUGUCUAUCAAGAAGAUGACAUCACCUUACAACUAGAAUCGAAAAUGUGUGAACUCACGGGGAAACCAGCAGCAUUAUUCUGUGUAAGUGGUACCUUAUCCAACCAAAUUGGUCUUCGUGCCAAUCUUUACCAACCACCUUAUAGUAUCUUAUGUGACUAUCGUGCCCAUGUCUUUUUACAUGAAGCAGGUGGGUUGGCUGCAUUAUCACAAGCCAUGAUUCAUCCUGUUAUACCUUCAAAUGGGGACUAUUUGACUUUUGAAGAUGUUGUAAAUAAUAUAACUUGGGAUGAUGGAGAUAUUCAUGCUGCUCCUACAAAGGUUAUAAGUUUGGAAAAUACUUUACAUGGGAUUGUUAUGCCAAUAGAAGAGAUUGCGAAAAUUAGUAAAUUUUGUAAAGAAAAUGAUAUAAAAUUACAUUUAGAUGGGGCUAGAUUAUGGAAUGCAAGUGUUGCAACUGGUGUUAGUAUAAAAGAAUAUUGUUCAUAUUUUGAUUCUGUCUCCUUAUGUUUAUCGAAAUCAUUGGGAGCUCCUAUGGGUUCCAUAUUAGUUGGAGAACCAGCUUUCAUUAGGAAGGCUAAUCAUUUCAAGAAACAAAAUGGUGGUGGGAUAAGGCAGGCUGGUAUAAUGACCAGUAUGGCCAUACAUGCAAUUGAACAUAAUUUUGCCAAACUUAAAAAAUCUCAUGAAUUUGCUAAACAAAUUGGGGAUUUCUGUAAAUAUAAUGGAAUUAAAUUAGAAGCACCAGUUGAUACUAAUUUUGUAUUUAUUGAUCUUAAAGCUAAUAGAAUGGAUGAUAGAUUAUUGAUCAAAUUAGCCAAAGAAAAGUAUAAUGUUAAGUUGAUGGGUGGAAGAAUUGCUUGUCAUUUCCAAUUGUCACAAGCUAGUGUGGAUAAUGUCAAACUGUGCAUUUUAGAAUGCUUUGAAUAUAAUCAAAAACAUCCUUACAUUGCCGAUGGGAAGAACAAUAAGAAGAUGUAUAAUUUCGACGCUAUCAAGAAGUAA
Molecule: messenger RNA, 1125 nt
Organism: Hemisphaericaspora subhashii
Lineage: Eukaryota; Fungi; Ascomycota; Pichiomycetes; Serinales; Debaryomycetaceae
Gene: GLY1
Product: Gly1p
Exons: 1
Coding region: 1-1125 (374 amino acids)
Biological process (GO): L-threonine catabolic process; glycine biosynthetic process
Cellular component (GO): cytosol
Molecular function (GO): L-allo-threonine aldolase activity
Source: RefSeq, a predicted model, not a curated record